AUGAGGUUGGGGCAAGAGAGCUCAGGACUCUGGGAGCCAGCAGUGGGAGAAACACCUUUUCUCCCAGGUGUGUCUAGGAAACCAUCCCUGUCAGUCUUGCCAGCGCCGGUGGUUGCUCCUGGACAGAGCCUGACCCUCCAGUGUCGCUCUGAUGUCGGCUACGACAGAUUCGCUCUGUCCAAGGAGGGCGCACGGGACCCUCCCCAGCUUCUUGGCCGACAGCCCCAGGCUGGGCUCUCUGGGGCAGACUUCUACCUGGGCCCUGUGAGACCCUCCCACGGGGGCCGGUACGUAUGCUAUGGUGGACGCAAGCUCUCCUCUGAGUGGCCGGCCUCCAGUGACGCCCUGGACAUCCUGGUCGCAGGUGAGGAGUCAUAUCCCAGCUCACACUCCCACUUUUCUUGGAUUGGCGUUUCAGGGUCUUUUUGGAAGUGGGGGCAGGGAGCACAGGCAGAGAGAUGGCAGGACAGGAAAGGGCAAUCUUUUUUUUUUUUUUCCAGAAUGCAAAUAUUCUUUGGUUUACUCAUCAAAAUCGCAAAUAACAAAAUAGCAAAAACCUUACCAUCUCUCCCAGUCCUGCUCCCACAGGGGCCAACUCCCACCCUGUCUGCCCAGCCGGGGCCCUCUGUGGCCCCGGGAGAGAAUGUGACCCUGCAGUGUCAGAGCCCCUGUUUGUUUGAUGUGUUCCUUCUGUCCAAGGAGGGGGAAGCGGGCCCCCCCCGCAUCAGAUCUCAGCACCAAAAUGGGGAAUUUCAGGCGAACUUUGACUUGUGCCCUGCGAUGCUGGACCACGGGUGGACUUACAGGUGCUACGGGUCACUCGGCAGUACCCCUUUUCUGCUGUCGCACCCCAGCGACCCCCUGAAGCUCAUGGUCACAGGUGAGGGGCUGUGCGAAUGUCUUCUUCCCCAUCCCGUCUGUCUAGUGUCUGGAUGACCCCAAGGCAGCCACUUCUCUGGAUGCACCUUGUCCUUCCCUCUUCUGCCCCACACCCCCCACUGGGCCCCGACCCAUGUGUGAAAUGCAGCAUCUCUGAAAAAGCCAGAAGACUUGCUUUUAUCUACUUCUUUAACAGGAAUGCAUUGACAUGGUCCAUCCCGGAAACUGUUCACAAAUGGGGUACAAAAAAGAGUAGUUACCUCUCAAUCUCUGCUAUCACUUGCUCAAUCCCCCAAAACCAACCCAACCACACUCACCUACCUUUUCCCCCCUGAACGUUCAGGGAGAACCUACAAACAUAUCUUCCAUGGGUGGACAAACAUCAACAUCUUAUAGACACAGUUCUGAUCAGCUCUAUUUUUAAAAAAUGAAAUACAUUCUAAAGAAUUAUCUGGUGUCAGUAACACAAAUCUCUUUUAAACUUUUUAAGGGUUGUAUAGUUGUUUCUUGCUUGAAAGUGUCAGGAUAUAUGUAUCCAGUACCCUAUAAUUUGGCAUUGGCAAUUUGUUUAUUCCCAGCCUUUUGAUAUUUCAGACUAUCCUGUGAUGAAUAUCCUUGCACAUACCUAAUGCACAGAGGUAUGUGGAAGCAAUUACCCCUCAUCUCUUGGUUAAAUUCUUAGAAUAGAAUAGCUUAGGCAAAGGAUGUUGUCAUUCAUUGUGUGAUAAAUACUGACACUCUCUCUUCCUAUGCCUCACUGUUUGCCACUCUUCAGUUUUGACUUAAAAUCCUUUUCCAAAUGACACCUUAGCUGGUGACCCUAUACAAAUACCCCAUUAACACCUUUUAUAAUUUUUAGAAAAGUGUUUAAUCAGUCCUAAAUGUAUUACAGACUUUUCUAUUUAUAGCUCCAUCUUAUCUGAUACACAUUUUUUCCUCCUUCCCCUUCUCCCCCCUUCCUCCUCCUCCUCUUCUUCUUCUCCUUCUUCUUCUUCCUCUUCCCCCUCUUCUUCUUCUUCUUCCUCUUCCCCCUCUUCUUCUUUCUUCUUCCUCCUCCUCCUCCUCCUCCUCCU
Mirounga angustirostris (Northern elephant seal) is the source of this 1952-nucleotide messenger RNA. Its product is annotated as leukocyte immunoglobulin-like receptor subfamily B member 2. The record is from RefSeq and is a predicted model, not a curated record. Gene Ontology annotation, cellular component: plasma membrane. NCBI's taxonomy places the organism in Eukaryota, Metazoa, Chordata, Mammalia, Carnivora, Phocidae.